Messenger RNA from Ceutorhynchus assimilis (cabbage seed weevil), 1805 nucleotides. The record is from the annotation of a GenBank genome assembly. NCBI's taxonomy places the organism in Eukaryota, Metazoa, Arthropoda, Insecta, Coleoptera, Curculionidae.
GCUGAUAGUUGAAUGUAGUAUUAAGGAUUGCUUUCCUUUUUCCGCAGUAGUUUUGAUCCUAGAAUGGCAACCUCAAUAUCACUUUUUGUUGUUUUGUCAUUGCUCAACUUGGGGUGCUUUUCCCAAAAAGAUGAUAGACUCGUCGUCAAUUUACCAGACGGUAAAGUAAGAGGAGCAGAAUAUUCGACUCCCAUAAACAACUUCAGCUAUGUUGGAUUUCUAGCUAUUCCUUAUGCAGAACCACCUGUGGGAGAUCUGAGAUAUGAAUCUUCCCGUCCUGCAAAACCGUGGAAAGGCAUCCUUAAUGCUACAAGAGAUGCCAAAUCUUGUAUAACGAGUGAUUCUUUGAUCGACCCUAGUGGUGAAAGCGAGGAUUGCUUGAAAAUUAAUGUUUACACACCAAGUUUGAAACCUGACCAUCCUCUUCCAGUAAUGGUCUGGAUCCACGGUGGAGCUUUUCGCAGUGGAAAAUCAGCCAAAUCCUUUUUCGGUCCCGACUACCUAGUGGAACAAAACGUCAUAAUCGUCUCUUUAAAUUACCGUCUGGGCCCACUAAGUUUUCUAGCAACUUCCGAUCACAAUCUUCCAGGAAAUUUAGGCCUAAAAGACCAAGUUUUAGCUUUGCAUUGGGUGCAAAGGAAUAUAGAAUUUUUUGGUGGCGAUAAAAAAAAAGUGACGCUGUUCGGACAAAGUGCUGGAGGAACAUCUACUGGGUUGCAUUUGAUUAGUAAAAGAUCUAGAGGUUUGUUUCGUGCUGCUAUCGUCCAAAGUGGUUCUGGGACCUGUCAUUGGGCAGUAGAUCAAAAUGCCAGAACAGUGGCUUUUAGGCUUGCUGAAUGGAUUCCUGGAGGAAACUAUGGCAAUGACACUGGGAAACUUAAGGCGUUUUUGAAGCAGAGGAGCGUGAUUGAAAUUAUGACUGCUUCGCAAAAUUUGCUGGAAAGCACCGUGAAUGAAUCAUUACCUGAAGGUAUUCAAGUUUGGCCAACUUUAGAGCCCGAAAGCGAAGAUGCAUUCAUGACAGAGUCACCCUAUGAAUUAUUGAAGAGGGGAGAGUUCAAUAAGGUUCCAUUUAUGAUAGGGGUAACUUCUGAGGAAUCCCUUUUGUACUUUAGGGGUUUAAAUCACGUCAAAGAAAUAGCCAUUAUGUACGAUCAUGAACCAGAAAGAGUUUUACCUUUUGAUUUGUAUCCAAAUUCAACUAAUGAAGCAAUAGCUGGUGAAACUAUCAGGAAUGCCUAUUUGGGUGGCAGAAAUAGACGAUUUGCUGAUCAUUUGGUUGCUUUCAUUGACUAUUUUUCAGAUAAUCAAUUUGUAAGAGGGGUGGUGAAACAAGGAGAUUUGGCAUCAGAAUAUGUUCCGGUGUAUUUGUACGAAUUUGCCUAUUUUGGUGGACGAAAUCUGACUGAUGCCUACGUUCCAGGUGCUGAAAAAGUAGCUCACGCAUCUGAGCUCCCAUACCUGUUUACCCAAGACGGAUAUAACAUAACAACAGAUCCAUUGGACGUUUUAACACAAAAGAGAGCCGUUAAACUUUGGACCGACUUUGCCAAAUAUCUAAAUCCAACUCCAGAAAAAUCCGAACUUCUAAACAAUGUUACAUGGACUACAUUUAAUAAUCAAGAUUAUCCGCAUUUGGUUCUUAAUGAAACUUUGCAAAUGAGGAAGCAAAUUAGGGGCAGCAUCUAUUCUAUGUGGAAUGAUGUUUAUGAAAAAUAUGGCCGAAAGCCAAUUAUAACAUUUUGAAAUUGUUGAUGAAUGAGUUGAAUUUAAAUAAAUUUGGAAUAUUUUUUAUUUACGUUUAA